AUGUAUUGUCAGAAGUGCCGCCAGCCACUGAAGCUGGACGGGUCCCUCGAAGAUCUUAAUCCAGCUGCCUACGACCUCCUCAUCUCUUCGAGCACUCCACAAGACGAAAGACCGUCUACGAACCAACCGUCUGCAAAGCCUGCCGCCCAGGCAUCGGCUCGCAAAGCGCUUUAUGACAAGGUCUCCCGCAAUAACCCACAACCAAUCUUCACGCGGAAUCAUGGAGGCUCUCGCCGCGACUCCGCCAUGUCAUUCAUCUACCUGACCGAAUCCCAAGUCGGGCAUUCGCAGAUGCCUCCCGAGCCAGCGACCGUUCCCCCACAACUUGCACAGGCGGACAGCAACCGCGCUACAAAGGAUCGAACGCCGGCCACCGAUAUGGGAAAGAUUGAUCGUUUAUUCGAAAUAUUGUCAUCACGGUCAGACAUAGAUCAUCCAAUAUGUGUCGACUGCGGAGACAUGCUGGUUGAAGGGUUCCAAAAGCGACUAAACACAGCGCUCAAGGAGCGAGAUUCCUACGUGAAACACUUGCGACAUGUACAAGCGAACAAACCAAGCAAAGAGAAUAUCAAGGCACAGCAAGAAGCGACCAGAAAGGCCCUGACGGACAAAGAGCAGGCUACGACAGAGCUCAGGAGAUUGGAGGCUGAAAAGGACACUCUUGACACUGAGAUUCUCGAAUUGGAGGAGGAAGCACGCAAGCUGGACAUGGAGGAGGAGUUGUUCUGGCGAGAACGCAACGACUUUGCUGCCAAAAUGGCCGACUUUCAAGCAGAAAGGGACAGCGUCAACGUCAAAUACAGCAACGACUCGCAGCUCCUGGAAAAGCUGCAGCGAUCCAACAUCUAUAACGACACGUUCUGCAUCAGCCACGAUGGUAGCUUUGCGACGAUCAAUGGCCUGAGACUUGGUCGGCUGUCUAACAAACCAGUCGACUGGCCGGAAAUCAACGCCGCAUGGGGCCAUGCUCUGCUUCUCUUGGUCACUGUUGCAGACAAGCUCGCGUACAAAUUCCAGGGUUACGAAGCCCAGCCCAUGGGCAGCACCUCUAGGAUCAUCCGAUACGAUGUAGCGACUUCCUCAUCAAACAGGAGCGGAAACCGCGGCACCGUGCAGCCGCCACCCAAGAAGCAUGCACUUGAGCUGUUCAGCUCUGGCGACAUGCCUCUCGGCCUCACAUUCAUGCACCGAAAAUUCGACAAUGCCAUGGUAGCCUUUCUAGAGCUAGUACGGCAAUUGGGGAUACAUGUCGAGCAGCAGACCGAAGCGUCUGGUAACAUGCUGAGCCUACCUUACCGAAUUGAUGGGGACAAGAUCGCAGAUGUGUCCAUCAAGCUUGGCAUUGCGCAAGACGACGGAUGGACGAAAGCUUGCAAGCUCACGCUGACCUGCUGCAAGUUUCUUCUCGCCCACGCCGCCCACACAAAUUCUUCUGAGACGAGGGCGUCUGGCUGA
Emericellopsis cladophorae is the source of this 1455-nucleotide messenger RNA. RefSeq lists its product as uncharacterized. Bases 1 to 1455 code for a protein of 484 amino acids. Gene Ontology annotation, cellular component: phagophore assembly site; phosphatidylinositol 3-kinase complex, class III, type I; phosphatidylinositol 3-kinase complex, class III, type II. The transcript has 2 exons. Gene Ontology annotation, biological process: late endosome to vacuole transport; autophagosome assembly; autophagy. The record is from RefSeq and is a predicted model, not a curated record. NCBI's taxonomy places the organism in Eukaryota, Fungi, Ascomycota, Sordariomycetes, Hypocreales, Bionectriaceae.